GAGAAAACAGCUCCUUACCUUGCGUUACGUUGAGGGGGCGGGUGUUAGUUUGCCGGAACACUUGUUGCAAUUCGAUAGGCUGAUUCGCGAGUUGAAAGAAAGUGGUGCAGCAGUAGAAGACUCGGAUGCGAUUUGUCACUUGUUGUUGACCCUCCCGUCGUCGUUCGAUUCGGUGGUGACCGCGAUUGAGACGCUUCCUGGUGGUGUUACGAUGGCUUUCGUAAAGAAGCGGUUACUCGAUGUAGACUUAAAAAGAAGAAAUCUUGUGGAGAAUGAUGGCGAUGGUGACGGCGUUGCCAUGGUGAGCAGGCACACCAGGAGGAAGAUUACGUGUUUUCGGUGUGGCAAAUUCGGGCACAAGCGUGCCGAUUGUCGUGUGCGGCUGUUAGCGGAUCCCGAUCCGAGUGAGCAUAGGCAGAGAAGAUUUAGAAACAGUGAAGCGAAUGUAGCAGAUGAAGAAGACCGUUGCUCGGAUCGUGCGGAUGUUGUGUUUUUCGCGACGAAGGAAGAAGAAGAGCUGGGGAAUGCGGAGUGGAUCCUGGAUUCCGUAGCGACGAACCACAUGGCGAAGGAUUCCAGUGUAUUCAGUGUGAUGCGAAGGCUGGAACGACCCGUGGAUGUGCUAGUAGCGAACGGCGAAAAGAUGAAAGCAGAUUAUUGUGGUGAUGUGGUCCUGUACGCGACAGUAGGAAAUAAGAAGAAGAAAUGUGAAGUUCGGAAUGUGUUGUACCUCCCCGGAUUGAACUGUAACAUACUGUCAGUGAACCGAGUGACAAGAGCGGGAUUGGAGGUUACGUUCGUCGGCGACAGGACACACAUAGUGAGAAACGGGACGACGAUGGCCGUUGGACAGCACAAUGGAAAACAGUAUGUGUUGGAUGUUUUGUGCAAGUGCGAGAAAGAUAAGGAGGUUGCAGCCAUGCUGGCCAGUACGAGUGCAUCGUAA
Molecule: messenger RNA, 946 nt
Organism: Aedes albopictus (Asian tiger mosquito)
Lineage: Eukaryota; Metazoa; Arthropoda; Insecta; Diptera; Culicidae
Exons: 1
Coding region: 212-946 (244 amino acids)
Molecular function (GO): nucleic acid binding; zinc ion binding
Source: RefSeq, a predicted model, not a curated record